AUGUCCUUCAAGGUGAAUUGGGAUUCACUAGAAACUGAAUCACUUAAACUAUGGACUAAAGAUUUAUUGACAUCUGCUUUAAAUUCAGGUAAAACUCCUCCAAUACUAGCAUCAAAGAUUCAAAUUAAAGAUUUGAAUUUUGGUAAGAUUGCUCCUGAAUUUGAAAUCCUUGAAAUUGGUGAAUUAGAUUCUGAUAGAUUUAGAGGAAUCUUUAAAAUAACGUAUCAAGGAGAUUUCCAUUUAACUUUACAUACUAAUGUUCAAGCUAAUCCAUUAAAUAUUUAUUAUUCCAAUAGUUUACAACAAGAAAUUAAUUCUGAUGAUUCAACAUUUAUAACUCCUAAAUUCUUAUUAUCAAAUGAACAAUUUGCCUUACCAUUAGAUUUAAAAUUAUCUGAUAUUAAAAUUAAUGGAAUAGGUAUAAUUGUAUUCUCAAAGACUAAAGGUUUAACUAUGGUAUUUAGAAAUGAUCCUCUUGAUUCAAUUAAAGUUAGUUCAACUUUUGAUACUGUUCAAGUUUUAGCUAAUUUCCUUCAAAAGCAAAUUGAAAAUCAAAUUAGAGAAUUGUUUAGAGAAACUUUACCAACUUUAAUUCAUCAAUUUAGUUUAAAAUAUCUUAGUCUUGAUCAAUUAAAUGAAAUGGUUUAUACAAACCAUCAUCAGCAUCAUACUAAUCCAAAUACUAACCAUCAUGAACUUUACGAAAAUGACGAAAAUAAUGAAAAUAAAUCCACUUCUUAUGGCUUAAAAUUAACUAAUGAAGAUGGUGAUAAUAAAAGAAUUAUUUAUUCUUACAAGAAUUUACAGAAGAAUCUUAAACUUUUUAAUUCAAGAGAGACUCUUGACUUAAAUAUUCCUAAAUUUAAACAUACAAUCCAAAGAACUCAUCUUGAUAAGUUUACUAAGAAUUAUCCAAACUUAUUAAAUUCCUUAAAGGAUAAUAUUAAUGAUAUUCAAAUUGAUAGUAAUUCUUUAAAUUCUUCCAAUAGUAUACCUAUUGAUUUAUUAAUUAAUAAGAAUUUUAAUAAGAUUGAUAAUAUUAUUGAAGAAAUUAGUAAUAUUCAAGCUAAUAAUUAUUACAAAUUAGCCAAUGAAACAAAAUCUCAUUCUCAUUCAUCAACUAACGGAACUACUUCGUCAGCUAAAGGUGUAACUGUUAAGCCAAAGAGAAGAAGAAUAAAGAUUAAUAGAUCCAAGAAAUCUUCACCAUCUUCUGAUUUAACUACUGUCACUAAAACAACCACUUUAAUCAAUGAAAGUGCUAUGAGUUCAUUACCAAUGACAACCACAACUUCAUUAGAAGAUUCAAUUCUCCAUCCUAAACCAAUUAGAGUCAUCAAAGCUCACGAUAAGAUCUUAUCUUCAGAUCAACUUAUUAAGACAAAUGAUCUUAUAUUGAAUAGUCCAUCAUUAUCAUCUCCUCCUCAACCUUCAACUGCUUCCUUAUUAUCAGGUGUUGGUAUAGGUAAUAAUUAUUUUAAUUUUACUACUCAAACCUCUCCUAUUAAGCAACAUCCUCCACAAUUCCCACCAUCUCAAUCACAAGAUAAAUCCAUGAAUUAUAUUGAUAUCAAUAAGAUUAAUGACAAGUUACGUAAAUUAAGUCUUGAACAAGAACAACAACGUGAGAAAUUGGUAAAACAUCAUCACUUUGAUUAUAAUGGAAAUCAUAUAUUAUUUGAACCAGCCAUGAUGGUUCCACCUCCUCCACCUUAUUAUCAUUAA
Messenger RNA from Scheffersomyces amazonensis, 1725 nucleotides. RefSeq names its product ERMES complex subunit (gene MDM34). Gene Ontology annotation, biological process: phospholipid transport; mitochondrion organization. Gene Ontology annotation, molecular function: lipid binding. The record is from RefSeq and is a predicted model, not a curated record. Gene Ontology annotation, cellular component: ERMES complex. Lineage: Eukaryota; Fungi; Ascomycota; Pichiomycetes; Serinales; Debaryomycetaceae. The coding region runs from base 1 to 1725 and encodes 574 amino acids. The transcript has 3 exons.